UUGAUCUUAAAAUAACAACACGUUUACCACUGAUAUGUUCACAGAUGUUGUCAAUACAUCCAAUUGGUUCACAUGAGACACACUAUUAUAAAGUGAUAAUCACUUGAAAUAUCAUAUAAUAUCAAUAUAAUGGUAAUUCAAACGAUCACUUAAUCAAUGGUAAACAAAACGAUGUCAUCGUUUGCAACAAUAGUCGCAUAAGAGAUGGCAUUACUAUUGAAGUCUUACUUUACUUUACAUCUGCACUGCUUUUGAACGACUCUUUGAUUUUUGAUUUGUUUCAAUUCAAUCAUUUGUUUAUUGUUUACAUCUUAUUGUCACCGAAUCUGAUUCAUUCAUAUUGACAACACAUUAGACAACACAUAACAACAAGACAUGUAUGGCUUAGAAGAGGCAGGAAUUCCUGGCAAAGAAUAUCUUCGCGAUUCACUGACUAACUGUGCGGAUCCGUUGAAAGCUAUUGAAGACUUCCAGACAGAUAAUGGUAUUCUUUUGCCAUCACUUCGACCAAUGCUUCCUUUAUUGGACUUACAUGGAGUCAAACGACAAGAGUUUCAUUUUUCUGUUCUCGAAGAACUCCGGGAAAAGUUAAUCGUUCGCAUUGAAGAUAUGAAUAAAUUGGAGACCAAAGAGCGCGACAAUAAACUUAAAGAUCUGUUAACUAAAAGCUUUCCAUUGAUUAGAGUACCGGCACUGCAACCGGUGGUUAUGGCUAUACUUAAGAACUUAGAUGUCGUAGAAGAUAAAUAUCUCAACGAUUUGGUGGCAGAUAAGAGUCUGUAUGAGAAGUGCGAUAUCUCAGUAAAGCGUCAGAUAUGGCAACAACAUCCGACACUCUUCGGUGAUGAAGUGUCACCAAUACUCAGUCAAUAUAUCAAAGAAAAAGAAAUGCUUUUUUUCAACUUUAAAGACGCGACGAAAUCGUUUUACUCAUUGAGUCCACGAGUUCGCCGUCAGAAUCCAAUUAUUCAAACUUUAGUUAAAAUGGUCGGUAAGAAUGUUCUUCUUUACGAUACAAUACUUCAGUUUUUGCGAACACUAUUCUUGCGGACGAAGAAUGUUCACUAUUGUACACUUCGAGUGUCACUAUUGAUGGCACUGCAUGACUGUGAAGUUCAAGAUAUCACUGGUAUGGAUCCGUGUCAUAAGUUUGGCUGGUGUUUGGAUGCAUGUAUUCGGGAACAGAACGUCGAUCCCAAGCGAUCCCGAGAAUUACAGGGUUUUCUUGAAGGUGUGCGUCGAGGACAGGAACAUGUGUUGGGAGAUAUUUCAAUGACUUUAUGCGAUCCGUAUGCCAUAAAUUUUUUGGCACUUUCAUGCAUGAAGAUUAUCAAUCAUCACAUCCAAAGCGAGACAUUGGCCAGAGAUAACAAUAUUCUGAUGCUUUUGCUUCGUAUGCUUAACUUAGGUCUUCAUAGUUGGGAUGUACUCAACUCACAAGUCUUCAGAGAGCCCCGUCUCGAUCCCGAUCUCAUCACUAAAUUUGUUCCAAUUCUUAUGUCAUUUAUAGUCGACGAUCAGGUGAGAAGUGUUAACUCAAAGCUUCCACCCGAUGACAGAGAGUCAGCACUGGCUAUCAUUGAACAUUCAGGUCCUCCACCAGACUCUUACCAACAAUUUAUUACCGAAGAUCGGUUGGCAUCGAUUUUGGCCAUUUAUUACACAUUACAAGUAACUAAACAAAAGGAUAAACAGGCGGUAAUGCGAGUGUUGGGCACAUUGUCGGCAUCUCAUGAUAACCGAGCACUUAGUGACCAAUAUUUACAUAUUUUGGUCAAUAAUUUAAUUACUAUGAGUGAAGACUUUGCGAGUGAAGAGUUUUGUUCAGUAGUUUUCGAUGAAAUAUAUCUGCCAUCACUAACAUAUGGCAAUGUUGUACAUCAUAUGAUGAAACUUUUGUAUCACAUUCAUCAACAUUUACCACAACAACGACUCGACAAUACCAUUAAAAUUUUAGAGUCGUUUUCAUAUAUGAAUGAAAAUAGUAAAACACUUUUUCAAGAAUUGCAAACAAAAGUUAAAGAAUUUGUGGCAAAAGUCGAAUCACAACCACAACAAUCACAACAAACCAACGAUGACUUCGCCUCAUCUGUUCUCACACCUGCAGCACAUCGAGACUGAUAUACUAUUAAAAAAUUUAUUAGUGUUUGCGAUAAACAAAUUUAUACCAAAAUUAUAUAAUAGUUGUAAUAUUUUAUUUAUUUAUUAAAAA
Messenger RNA from Oppia nitens, 2212 nucleotides. RefSeq names its product negative elongation factor B-like (gene NELF-B). Gene Ontology annotation, cellular component: NELF complex; nucleus. The transcript is spliced from 2 exons. Gene Ontology annotation, biological process: negative regulation of transcription elongation by RNA polymerase II. Lineage: Eukaryota; Metazoa; Arthropoda; Arachnida; Sarcoptiformes; Oppiidae. The record is from RefSeq and is a predicted model, not a curated record. Bases 376 to 2121 code for a protein of 581 amino acids.